AUGGAGGGAAGGGAAUCGAAUCGACUCGAAUCGGUUCGAAUCGACUCGAAUCGGUUCGAAUCGGUUCGAAUCGACUCGAAUCGGUUCGAAUCGGUUCGAAUCGACUCGAAUCGGUUCGAAUCGACUCGAAUCGGAUCGAAUCAAGCGGGUAGCUAACAAGAGUCAAGCGGGUAGCUAACAAAAAUUUUUUUAAAAAAGUUACAGAUUUGGACAAAUCCAAAAAUGUAAAAAAGCUUAGUAAGCCACCCAGAAGCAACUUUAAAGCUAAAAAAAUUGAAAGAAAAUUUUUAACACUGUUAAAAAAGGCUUAGGCUUAGUAACCACCCAGAAGUAACUGUGAAGGCGAAAACCCCAAUUUUUCAUUCCAGAUUUUUAUUAAAAAUUUUAAAAAAAAUGGAAGGAAGGGAAUCGAAUCGACUCGAAUCGGUUCGAAUCGACUCGAAUCGGUUCGAAUCGGUUCGAAUCGACUCGAAUCGGUUCGAAUCGACUCGAAUCGGUUCGAAUCGACUCGAAUCGGUUCGAAUCGGUUCGAAUCGACUCGAAUCGGUUCGAAUCGACUCGAAUCGGAUCGAAUCAAGCGGGUAGCUAACAAGAGUCAAGCGGGUAGCUAACAAAAAUUUUUUUAAAAAAGUUACAGAUUUGGACAAAUCCAAAAAUGUAAAAAAAGCUUAGUAAGCCACCCAGAAGCAACUUUAAAGCUAAAAAAAUUGAAAGAAAAUUUUUAACACUGUUAAAAAAGGCUUAGGCUUAGUAACCACCCAGAAGUAACUGUGAAGGCGAAAACCCCAAUUUUUCAUUCCAGAUUUUUAUUAAAAAUUUAAAAAAAAAUGGAGGGAAGGGAAUCGAAUCGACUCGAAUCGGUUCGAAUCGACUCGAAUCGGUUCGAAUCGGUUCGAAUCGACUCGAAUCGGUUCGAAUCGGUUCGAAUCGACUCGAAUCGGUUCGAAUCGACUCGAAUCGGUUCGAAUCGACUCGAAUCGGUUCGAAUCGACUCGAAUCGGAUCGAAUCAAGCGGGUAGCUAACAAGAGUCAAGCGGGUAGCUAACAAAAAUUUUUUUAAAAAGUUACAGAUUUGGACAAAUCCAAAAAUGUAAAAAAAGCUUAGUAAGCCACCCAGAAGCAACUUUAAAGCUAAAAAAAUUGAAAGAAAAUUUUUAACACUGUUAAAAAAGGCUUAGGCUUAGUAACCACCCAGAAGUAACUGUGAAGGCGAAAACCCCAAUUUUUCAUUCCAGAUUUUUAUUAAAAAUUUAAAAAAAAUGGAGGGAAGGGAAUCGAAUCGACUCGAAUCGGUUCGAAUCGACUCGAAUCGGUUCGAAUCGGUUCGAAUCGACUCGAAUCGGUUCGAAUCGACUCGAAUCGGUUCGAAUCGACUCGAAUCGGUUCGAAUCGACUCGAAUCGGAUCGAAUCAAGCGGGUAGCUAACAAGAGUCAAGCGGGUAGCUAACAAAAAUUUUUUUAAAAAGUUACAGAUUUGGACAAAUCCAAAAAUGUAAAAAAAGCUUAGUAAGCCACCCAGAAGCAACUUUAAAGCUAAAAAAAUUGAAAGAAAAUUUUUAACACUGUUAAAAAAGGCUUAGGCUUAGUAACCACCCAGAAGUAACUGUGAAGGCGAAAACCCCAAUUUUUCAUUCCAGAUUUUUAUUAAAAAUUUAAAAAAAAUGGAGGGAAGGGAAUCGAAUCGACUCGAAUCGGUUCGAAUCGACUCGAAUCGGUUCGAAUCGGUUCGAAUCGACUCGAAUCGGUUCGAAUCGACUCGAAUCGGAUCGAAUCAAGCGGGUAGCUAA
Molecule: messenger RNA, 1787 nt
Organism: Caenorhabditis angaria
Lineage: Eukaryota; Metazoa; Nematoda; Chromadorea; Rhabditida; Rhabditidae
Source: the annotation of a GenBank genome assembly